Molecule: messenger RNA, 1434 nt
Organism: Saccharomycodes ludwigii
Lineage: Eukaryota; Fungi; Ascomycota; Saccharomycetes; Saccharomycodales; Saccharomycodaceae
Gene: TIF3
Product: Tif3p
Exons: 1
Coding region: 1-1434 (477 amino acids)
Molecular function (GO): RNA binding
Source: RefSeq, a predicted model, not a curated record
AUGGCUCCAAAAAAAACAAUUAAGAUGGAUUUAAGCACCUUUUUGAAUGAUGAUUCCUUAGGUGGUGGUGCUUGGACUGAGGAAGAAGUUGAUUUAAACAAAAUUAAUAUCAAAGUCGGUGGCGAUGAACCUUCCCCUUCUGCUGCUGCUCGUAAUAUUCCAGCAGAUGUCUCUUUAGGUGAUUGGAACCAUGGAAAAAGUUCUUCAUUAGAUCCAUCUAGAGAACACCGUGCUCCACGUACUCCACGUACCGUGUUUGCAGUUCCAGAUGAACCACCAUAUAAGGCUCGUAUUUCAAGUUUGCCAUUGGACGUUAGUGAAGAUGGUGUUAAAGCUUGGGUUGAAGACGGUUUAAAUAAAAAGGGUGCUGUUGAACUGGUUGAAAUGCCUAAACACAUGGAUGGCAAGCCAAAGGGUAGUGCCUUUGUUACUUUUUAUGAAAGAGCUGAUUUGGAAGCUGCAUUAAAGUUUAACGGUAACAGAUUAAACGAACGUAAUGUUUAUGUUGAAGUUGCCGCUCCAAGAUCUAACUUUAACGGUAGAGGUGGCAGGAGAAAUGAUGACUUUGAUUGGGGUAAUGCUAGAACUGGUACUGGCGUUUUACCAGAAAGAGAACAAAGGGAACCAAGAGAACCAAGAAGAGAGAACUUUGAUUGGGGUAAAGCUAGGAGUAGUGUUGCUGCUUUACCAGAAAGAGAACAAAGAGAACCAAGAGAGCCAAGAGAAUUUAGAGAACCAAGAGAACCAAGAGAACCAAGAAGAGAUGAUUUUGAUUGGGGGAAAGCUAGAAGUAGUGUUGCCACUUUACCAGAAACAACCCCAAGAGAGCCAAGGGAACGAAAGGAACCAAGAGAACCAAGAGAACCAAGAGAGCCAAGAAGAGAUGACUUUGAUUGGGGUAAAGCUAGAAAUAAUGUUAUUUCUUCAAAAGAAUCAGAGCCAAGGGAACCAAGAGAACCAAGAGAACCAAGGGAACCAAGGGAACCAAGAGAACAAAAACAAGACAACCUGGAUUGGCGUAAAGCCAGAAGUACUGUUGCUCAUGUACCAGCUGCUUCCCCAAAAGAAUCAAAAAAAGAUGACCUUGAUUUAGGUACUGCAAAAAGAACACAUGCUACUGUUCCUCAAAAAGCUAUAAAAAAGGAACAAAAACAAGAUGAUUACGAUUGGGGUAACAUGAGAGGCGCCAAUUUAAAUAAAACAAAUAAGAAAGAUUUUAACGCUGGCAAUAAAAAAAAUCAAAAGCAACAUCAACAAGGUUCUGAAGAAAAAAAUGAAAUGGCUGUUCAGAGUUCAUUCGCUGUUUUAUCUGUUGAAAGUGAUACUGACGAUAAAGAAGAAGAUACCCAAGAAUCCUCACAGAAAGAAGAAAUGUCUAAAAAAAAGACAGGUAAUCCUAAAGGUGAUGAAUGGGUAGAAGUUGGUAAAAAAUAA